GCAGCAUCGUAAGGAUGAAGGAUAAGGGAGACCUGAAGCGGGCUCGCAGUAAACUUGUGGAAAUACUGAGUGUCCAUAAGGCGGACUUAUAUGAUAAAAGGAUUCAGGAAUUAUUGCAGAAAUCUUGCCUUGAACAUGAAGGAUUUGAAAAGUGGAUGAAGUGGUUGAAAUUAGUUUUGCUGAUUAUUUUUCUGUACCUCAUUGGGAAAUACUAUUACGAGGAACUUCAGGGAAAGAAUUGUGUUUUUUCUCUGCCACGCACCUUGCGUUAUGCCUUCCGACCGCCCGAGAGUUGUGAUUUUUGUGAAAAUAUUAAAAAUGUGCCCCGCCUACAAAACAUAAGCCCCCAAGAGUUUGAGCAAAAAUUCGCCUAUAGUGCUGCCCCGGUUAUUGUCAGUGAUGCCACCCAAAACUGGACAGCAGUUUCGCUCUUCAACUAUUGGUACUUUCGUGAUGUCUAUGCCAAGGCCAAGCAAAAGCAGCAUAUAAGGGAAUGCCAGUUUCUGCCAUACAAAACAGGAUUCCAGGACAUAUAUGAAGCCUUAGAUAUGCCCGAGGAUCGGGUGAAUCUGAGGCCGGGUGAGCAGCCCUGGUAUUUUGGCUGGAGCAAUUGUCAUGCCGAAACGGCUGAGGAAUUCCGCCGACACUAUGGAAGACCCUACUUUCUGCCCGAAAGUUCGGAGAAUAAUGCAGUCGAUUGGUUCUUCAUAGGCAGUUCCGGGCUGGGAGCGCAAAUGCAUAUUGACAACGUGAGACUGCCGUCGUGGCAGGCGCAGUUGGCGGGCAGCAAACGUUGGCUACUGGUUCCACCGCCCGAGUGCUACCUGCAGUGCAAGAGCUUCGAUGUGGUUGUCCAGCAGGGCGAUAUAAUUGUGCUGGACACAAACAAAUGGUACCACCAGACCUUUGUGCAGCCGGGAGCCAUCAGUCUGACCAUUGGAGCGGAAUACGACUAAAUUGGACCGGCUGCCAGUGGGUUUUC
This is a messenger RNA of Drosophila kikkawai, 982 nucleotides long. Its product is annotated as bifunctional arginine demethylase and lysyl-hydroxylase psr-1. The record is from RefSeq and is a predicted model, not a curated record. Gene Ontology annotation, molecular function: 2-oxoglutarate-dependent dioxygenase activity. NCBI's taxonomy places the organism in Eukaryota, Metazoa, Arthropoda, Insecta, Diptera, Drosophilidae.